UCGGCCCAAACCAAGAUGGCUGCCUAAAUACAUGUAGCUGAAGCAGUUUAGCUCGUGCCUACUACAAAGUUUAAUUAACAUUAAUAAUGGCUGAAGAUAAAAAAUUUGCCAUGUUGUCUUCUGGAUCGGUGAAGGUGGUAGCAGAGUCUGCUGGUGUAAGCAGUUUAUCAGACGAGAUUGCUGGCAUGAUUGCCGAAGAUGUUUGUUACCGGUUGCGGGAAGUCACGCAAGCCAGCACUCAGUUCAUGAAGCAUGCAAAGAGGAAACGUCUGCACUCUGAGGAUUUCAAUAAAGCUCUAAGAUGGAGUGAUGUAGAGCCCAUCCAUGGCCAUGGAUCCAAUGAUCCCUUGACCUUCAUACCCAUCAAGGAUUCAGAGCUUUUCUUUGUGGAAGACAAGGAGAUCAACUUAAUAGAUCUGGCGACUGACACCAAGAUCCCAUCAGCAGCUGGAACAACAUCGAUCAAAGCUUCUUGGGUUGCUAUUGAGGGCAUUCAAAAGCCAUCAGGAUCCCAAGCAGGAACAGCAGUAACCCACAAGUUUGAGACUCUGUCACAGGAUCUGCAGCAGUAUUACAAAGAUGCCACCAAGGCCAUCUUAGAAUCAGAUCACCAACAAGCUGAGAUUUUUCUCAGUGAUCUCCGUAGGAACACCAAAGUGUCUGGCUUGUUGCCCUAUUUUGCCAACUUUGUGUCUUGCGGAGUGAAGAUGGUGAGUCACGAUUUGGGCCAGCUGAUGAGACUCAUGCAGCUUGUGGAUGCAUUGAUCCACAACCAGGUGCUGUUCCUGGGCCCCUAUUUGAUGAAUUUGAUCUCCACUGUGAUGUACUGUAUCUUGGAGCCUCUGGCUGUCUCUAUCAAUCCACUCAAUGACCACUGGGCUUUGAGGGACUACGCAGCAAGACUACUUUCUCAGAUUCUCAGAUCUUCCAUUGAGAUCAUGGGGAGAUUUGAGCAUCAGCUCCUGGCCACAUUAAAGGAAGUUUUGAGUGAUCCGGCUAGGCCUCUCUGCUCCCAUUAUGGGGCCGUUGUUGGUCUCUGCGCCCUUGGAACCAGGGCUGUUGAGGAGGUUUUAGUCAGUCAGCUGUCCACCUAUUGGCCGAUUCUUCAGCAAGUCUUGGAAGAUACUUCAAUUUCCAACUCACAAGUCAAGAUGGAUGGACACAAAGUGCAUGGAGCCAUUUUGGCCGCUGCUGAGAUGCUCCUCAAGAGCAAAGAAGAUCAGCCAGAUGGUGGAGAGUCACCCUCUCCAAGUUAUGGACAAUCACCCAAUGCUAGCCCUGACCAUCAGGCAGAGUUUGCUUUCGGCACAGCCAGUCACCUCAUGCACCUCAGCUCCACUGGGAUUUCGGGAAGCACCGCUCCGGAGCCCAUCAAGAAACCCAAGCACUGCUCCAUCUCUGACACCUACUCUCACCUCUAUGAGUACCUUGGGGAUAGCCUGACCAUGAGACUGCAUCCCCGCAGGGAUCCUGGCAAGCGGAUUCCAGAGCCUCCCAAGGAUGUGGACCUGAUGCAGCUGCUGAAUGCAGAGUCCCAAAGCAGCCAUCACUACCGGGAGGACUAUCACAGAGGACUGAUGAGCCUGACUAGACAGAAGUUUCCCAACAGGCCUCGUCUGCCCUCAGGUGGAACUGCUAGAGAGGGUCUCCGUCCACGGCACGCCAAAACCCCAAAGAAAAUCCGUGGCAGGGCUGCAAGUCUCAAGGAUGCCUUCCCUCUAGCAAAAACCAUCAAGAUACACAAGUCCGAUUUCAAGACUCAACUGAGCAUCCCAGGAAAAUUAGUCAGUCUGAGAACCAAAAGAGGAACUUCAGAGGGCAGCAGCACAGUACCCUCUUGGCUGAAGAGCAACUCAGAUGUGUGGAAGAUAAAUAUGAGAAUGGCGGUGUUCGGGAAAAGGAGGAUUCAUUUGAUGCAGCUUCCUGAGAAUCUCCACUCUAAUCUCCAUCAGAGGGCAGUGUGUGACUUGAAUGCCAUGUUCUAAAACCUCACACACUCUUUUCAUGUUUACAGGAAAUUCUGCUUACUCUCACAAAUAUAAACACUCAUGUACAAAAAUCACCUGAAAUGAGAAUUCCAUGGUUAUCUAAAGGAUUCUGUUGUAUACCUCGUGUACCUCACACCAUGUACCUGGCAGAUGAAUCAUUCUUUUCCAUGAGUAUUCAUCUGUUGUAUUUACAAAUAAAUGUCGUCUCAUGAACAAGGAGUGUGAUCAAUGGAAACUACAUGUACAUGUAUUCAAUUUGAUAAAAUUGUCACGAGUCCUUGUUUUUCAUAAUGACUGGUCAGUCAGGGCAUUUAACCCCACAAAACCCAUCUUGCCUUAAAAUAUGGGUUGUGUUCAUUUUUUCCUUGGAUACAUUUAUAUAAUAACUCUUGCAUGCCCUAUCACGUUAUCAUGAGGGGACAGGGCAUGUCCAUAGGUUUAUGUUGUGCAAAAACAGCUGACUUCAGCCACGUGGAAUUUGUUUGUCCGUGCUAGUCACAUCUUACAGCACAGACAACUUAGUAAUGUCUCUCAUAGUAUCAUAUGGGUUUAUGUUGUGUCUUUGAAACUGUAAGGACUCUGUGAUUAUGCAUACAGACCCAUCAACAUUGAAAAUGGCACUGGCUGUGAAGGAUCCUUGACGCAGCAUCCCAACAGAGCUCUCUUAGAAUGUCACAUAUGAGCUGGGUUUUGUCAUGGUGUAGUCAAAAAAGGUAUUUGAUGCAUGCUAAUAUCUUUUUUUUAUGCCAGGAAAAACUUCUGACAAUUCACCAAUAUGUUAGCAUACACGUGUUUAGGCAAAUGGACAGACGGACAUCAAUAUGUUAAAUUAUACAAGUCAUGGAAAGGACAAAGUAGAAUUAGUCAAGAAAAGCACCAGGAAGGAAUCCCAUUUACGAUAGAAUAACCCCACAUUGAUGUUGCACAAAGAAAUAUGUUUUUCGGCAGAAAGAUACCUCUUUAAAUCGUUUUUGAAAACUGAAAGGGAAGGCACUUUUUGCACUCGUUUUCAUUUUGUAGAUAUGAAAACGGCAAAUUAAUAAAAAUUAGAUUUACAGCUUUAUCUUCAAUAUCGGUUCCACCAAACAGGAAUACUUCAUUUUCCGAGUUAAUACAAUAACUGGCCUUUUCCUUGAUUCAGGAAACUACCACACACCAAAAGGAUAGUGUGCGAUUACAUAAGCAAAAUAUAUGAAUAAGAGUUUCCUCUUCGGUUUUACAAAAGGUACACAUUUUGGAGGUGGACUUGUUUAUUUAAAACAGAAAGCUAUUUGUGCCUAAUAUUCUAUGUGUUAAUCUAUAUUGGAACUAUCGUAACCUGGUGUCCACUGUACAUUUAAAAGGACUGUUAAAAAUGGAGGACCAUUCAGAGAAGUCGUAAUCUAUAUGAAGCUUGCCAUUCCACUUGGUUGUAAACGUAUGAGUGAUUUUCUUACCAGACGUCAGCACCGAAAACAUUCUACAGGAGCCUUUUUUGUCCCUCAAAAGAGUACCUAAAUGGAAAGGUAUGGCAGGAAAUCGAUAACAUAUUUAUCUAAAUUUGAUAAAUUUGGAAAUGCUAUCUUAACCGCCCUAAUUACAGCUCCGUAUUCGAAAGAAUUAGUUCUAAGAUUUAACUCUGCCUUAAAUCCAUCACAUGAAAGAAAGUUGCCGUUUUCAUCGAAAAGAUCAAAAUAAAGUUGACACCAGCCGACUCCCAGUGCUUGUAAUAAGCUGUGAGAACGUCCAAACAAAAACGGUUCCCAUCAAUGAGACCUGUACUAAGAAAAAGUGAAUUCAACGAUCCCCCUUCCAGCAAAAGCGUGGAUGGGAUCCUAAUUAUUUUAUGGCACAGAAACGCCCAACCACAGUUAUUAUCUGCAACCAGGAGUCUGCGGAAUCAGGUUAUCUUCAGAGCUUUCGUAUAAUCCCUAACAUCCACCAUACGCAGCCCACCUUGGCUGUAAUCUUGUACCAUUUAAUUUCUGCCCCUCCAAAUAAAUUGAAACAACAUAGUGUUUAGUUCAUUGACAAUGUGGUGAGGUGAUCAGGGAUACUUAAAAGAAGAAACGUAACAAGCUUAGACAAAAGUAAAGAUUUGACUACAGUAAUUCUGCCGAGCACCGUAAAGUUCCUCUUGGACCAUUUCAUAAUCAUAUUGCGUAGAGAUAAAACAACAUUGUUGUAAUAAAGUAAAACCAUCGAAUGCAGGUCUGUAGAGAUUAUAA
Acanthaster planci (crown-of-thorns starfish) is the source of this 4195-nucleotide messenger RNA. RefSeq names its product TATA-box binding protein associated factor 6 like (gene taf6l). The record is from RefSeq and is a predicted model, not a curated record. Gene Ontology annotation, cellular component: SLIK (SAGA-like) complex; SAGA complex; transcription factor TFIID complex. NCBI's taxonomy places the organism in Eukaryota, Metazoa, Echinodermata, Asteroidea, Valvatida, Acanthasteridae. Gene Ontology annotation, biological process: RNA polymerase II preinitiation complex assembly; transcription initiation at RNA polymerase II promoter. Gene Ontology annotation, molecular function: RNA polymerase II general transcription initiation factor activity; protein heterodimerization activity; transcription coactivator activity.